Molecule: messenger RNA, 1353 nt
Organism: Clunio marinus
Lineage: Eukaryota; Metazoa; Arthropoda; Insecta; Diptera; Chironomidae
Source: the annotation of a GenBank genome assembly
AAGUUCACUUUGUUGUCAAAUUUUUUUCUCGAUGAUUUGGAAAUAAGCGUCCUAAUCAUUUUUUUAAACUGUUUGAAAGAAUCUAAAGAGUAGUAAAGUCAACUAAGACUUAAUAUUAUAUGUCUAAUGAUUAAUAAUUGUUUUGAUGGCAUCAGCGGUCAAAAAAAUGAAACCUGAAGAGAAAAGUUUGGCUGAUUUAAUAGAUAAAUUUGAGCUCAUGAUACAACAUUUAUCGGGUACUGAUCUCAUUAACCUUUCGGAAACUAGUAAAGAAUGGUAUAAAACCAUAGCAUACUCUCCCGAAGCAAUACAAAAAAUUCAGCUUGUCAUCGAUGAAGAUUGGGGACACGAAUUCGAGUUUGAUGAUGUGAAAGACAGUUAUCGUGGCUACAGAUCUAUUAAAAUAAAAAGUUUACUUCGACGUCGUUGUCAAGUAUUACAAACAAUAAUACAUUUCGGCGAUCAUCUUACUCAUCUCUCAACAUCAUUCGAUUUCCACAUGGAAGGAUACAAACUACCGAUGCUGAAAUUCUUAGAAUUUCGUUUGUUGAACAACUCGCCAAUGCUUGAGGAUGGAUUAUUGAGUAGUGUCACAACCCUUACCAAAUUAGAGGUUUCAGGCAGUGUAAUUCUUCCCCAGUAUGUUGUGGCAUGUUUACAUUCGAAUCCAGAUCUGGAAACUUUAAUAAUCGAAUAUUGCGUGGAAAAAGUUUUCAGCUUUAUGUUUACUCCCAUCAACAUCAAAUUGAAGACUUUGAAAGUUAAUAAAGCAUGCUUUAGCUUUCCUAAUACCAACAAAUUUCAUGAUUUCGUCAUAAGUCAAGCUUCAACACUUGAGGAAUUGAAAAUUUUAAAUUGCGAAGUCACAUCACUUCGUUUGCUUUUAGAUUCUUUAAACAAUUUGAAGUGCCUUACUUUCAGUCCAUGUAAAGGCAUGGUUUAUGAUUGUUUACGAUUCUCAACAUAUAGUCAACUUACGGAUUUGAAUUUAAUUGGAGUAACAGCUCCAGUUCUCGAUGUUCUGCUCUUAAGCUUUCCAAAUCUUUAUAAACUUUACAUCGCUGAUCCAACGAUUCAAAUGAUUUCAUCCACGUUUUUAUUGUCUGAAGAACUUCGCGAAUUUAAUUAUGCUUUCGUUAGAGGUGGCGAUUAUACAACAGCUGAUAUUUUGGAACUUUUUUUUAAUGAAAAAGAAAGAAAUCAUCCAAAAUUCAGUUACAAAUUGCAAUUCAUUCAACAGAUUUAAAUUUAAGAAUGAAGAAUUUAAUAUGAAAAUUAUUUAAGCAACUUUGAAAACUUUGUAUGUUCUCAUAAAUAUAUUUUCUGUUAAAUAAAUCUCAUGUUAUCAUCUCA